GUCAUUUGAGUUAUUACUUUAUUACUUAUAGCCAAUUCUUUAAAUUAUGGCAACAUCAAAAAACACGUCAACUGAUUUAAAGCCGGAUAGUAGCGUAAAAUUAGCAAAUACUAACAAGAUUGCUCUAAAAGAUCUGCUACAGAAACGACUAGAUGAUUGUGGUUGGAGCUCAAGCGUUGAGCAUUUAGUUCGAAAGGCGCUCCAGGAAGAAAGCGAGGGAAACAUAAGCCAAGAGCAGCUUGUUGAACAGAUUAUUCCACUGGCUCGUGCCUUAGUUCCAGAGGAGAUUCAUAAGGAAAUGAUGAUACGUGUACGCGAAGCCUUAGAGUCUGAAUUGCCCGUUGAUAAGGAUUAAAGAAAAUGCAAAAGUUUAAAUUCUCGCACAUUUGUGAUUUAUUUAACUGUUAUUAAGUAUGUACAUGCUUAUAUAAUUACUAUUCGUGACUUUAAGUGCAAAUCUAUGUAU
Drosophila busckii is the source of this 466-nucleotide messenger RNA. RefSeq names its product enhancer of yellow 2b transcription factor (gene e(y)2b). The coding region runs from base 47 to 355 and encodes 102 amino acids. Gene Ontology annotation, cellular component: nuclear pore; DUBm complex; SAGA complex. Gene Ontology annotation, molecular function: transcription coactivator activity; chromatin binding. The transcript has 2 exons. Gene Ontology annotation, biological process: regulation of transcription by RNA polymerase II; positive regulation of DNA-templated transcription; poly(A)+ mRNA export from nucleus. Lineage: Eukaryota; Metazoa; Arthropoda; Insecta; Diptera; Drosophilidae. The record is from RefSeq and is a predicted model, not a curated record.